Messenger RNA from Micromonas pusilla CCMP1545, 840 nucleotides. RefSeq lists its product as uncharacterized. Lineage: Eukaryota; Viridiplantae; Chlorophyta; Mamiellophyceae; Mamiellales; Mamiellaceae. The coding region runs from base 1 to 840 and encodes 279 amino acids. The record is from RefSeq and is a predicted model, not a curated record. The transcript has 2 exons.
AUGGCGCGCCCCCCUCCCGCCGCGCCCGUCCUCCUCCUCUCCCUCCUCUCCCUCCUCGCGUCGCUCCCGCGUCAUCGCGCCGACGCGUACCCGACCAAGAUGAGCAAAGGAAAGUGCGGCGACGCGGCGCAUCCGCAGUUCGCCAUCAGGUGCGGUCCCUCGCUUUCAAUCCCCGCCUUCGAUGCCUUUGAACUCGAACUGACGCCUUUGAACACUACACCCCGACGUCGCUUCGUCCAGUUCCUCGUCACGUCGCGCGGCGCGUUCGUCGACCAGGGCGCGUACCUGGACGGCGAGCUCAUUCCCGCGGUCCCUGGGUCCGACUGCGACGGCCAGCGCGCGAACGUGCGGCUGACCGCGUCGUCGCACGCGCUGCUGUGGUGCGGGCCGACGGAUCCGACGGUGCGCGAGGCGACGUUCACGAUCACCUCCGCGAGCGGCAAGACGGGCCACUUCAUGCGGUCGUCGUUCACGCUGACGCGCGACGACUCGCAGAGGGACGUCCUCGCGGGAGCGCUCGGCGAGGGCGGCGGCGGCGUCUUCUGCGUCGCGGACGGCGGCGCCGAGGCGAGCGACUCGCGGUACGGCUUUCUGAUCGCGAUGGCAGUGAUCGUUGUCGUCCUGGGUAUCGUCGGCGGCGUCGUCGCGAGGCGGGUGAAGGGCAGACGCGAGGGGAAGGCGUUGUGGAGCGCGCUCGAGGAGGUUGAGGCGGAGGAGGGGCGAAGGAGCGAGGCGGAGGCGGCGGCGCGGGAGAGGCGCGAACGGCGGCGGGAUGGGAUGCAUCCCGACGGCUCCGAGGGCGUCGAGCUCGUCCCGGUGGAGGAGCCGCGGGAGCGGUAG